GCGGCGUGCAAUGAUCCCCGGGCUGCAUCACCCCGGGUGCAUGCCAGAGCCGGGCUCCCCACCGCCCCCACAGGGGCUGGGGGCUUCACCGAAUCCCGGGGCUCAGCAAAAGCGGGAGCCGCAUACUCCCCUGGCUGCCGGGGCACGGGAGAUCCAGGCCCUUCCCUCUCCCCGGCCUCCGAAGAGGAAGGAGGCUUCUCCGUCCUUCCAGUGGAUGGGCUCAGUGGGGCAGGAGCGUGACAGGUCAGCCCCUGCCGCUGGUCCCCCAGCUGCCGCUGGAGGAGAAGGGGGUGGCCCCCCCGCGCCCCCUCCCAACCUCACUAGCAACCGGAGGCUGCAGCAGACUCAGGCCCAGGUGGAUGAGGUAGUUGACAUCAUGCGGGUGAACGUUGACAAGGUGCUGGAGCGGGACCAGAAGCUGUCGGAACUGGAUGACCGAGCCGAUGCCCUGCAGGCUGGCGCCUCCCAGUUUGAGACCAGCGCCGCCAAGCUCAAGCGCAAGUACUGGUGGAAGAACCUCAAGAUGAUGAUUAUCCUGGGGGUGAUAUGCGCCAUCAUCCUGAUCAUUAUUAUUGUUUACUUCAGCACUUAAUGGACCCUCCGAAGCCAAAGCCCCCCCCUUUUUCCCCCAGGAGCUGCGGCCGGGAGAGGCGCAAGGGGCUGCAAGCCCCCCCCAUAAUCUCUCCA
This is a messenger RNA of Pelodiscus sinensis (Chinese soft-shelled turtle), 687 nucleotides long. Lineage: Eukaryota; Metazoa; Chordata; Testudines; Trionychidae. The record is from RefSeq and is a predicted model, not a curated record.